AAUAAAUAAAUAAAUAAAUAAAAAUAAAAACCAAAGAGGAAAAUAGGAAAAAGAGAAGUAAAUAGAUUGAGGGUUAGGGUUGAGAAGGUGUUUGGUUAGAGGUGGCGAAAUUAAGGAAAAUUUCAGAGAUUUGAUAAAAAGCAUUUUAAGUUUUGAUUUGCUUCAGUUUCAUGAAGUUGGAGAGCAAUGGCGAGCGAUUUGGGAAAAGGAACUCCUUCAAUUGGGUCUAUAUAUGUUUGCAACUUGCCACAUGGAACUGAUGAAACCAUGUUGGCAGAAUAUUUUGGCACCAUUGGGUUGCUAAAGAAAGACAAGCGAACAGGCCGGCCUAAGAUUUGGCUUUAUCGGGAUAAAAUAACAAAUGAGCCAAAGGGAGAUGCUACAGUAACAUAUGAGGAUCCACAUGCUGCAUAUGCUGCUGUUGAUUGGUUUAAUAACAAGGACUUUCAUGGUAACAACAUUGGGGUUUUUAUAGCAGAAUCAAAAAACUCAGGAGGAGAGCCGAUUGUUGUUGCUAAUUAUGUUGUACCAGAAGAAAAUCCUGAGGAUAUGAAUGGGGGUGAUGGUGGAGGUAGAGGUCGAGGUGAUGCUUCUGGAAAAACAUGGCAACAAGAGGGAGAUUGGCUGUGUCCGAAUACAAGUUGUUCCAAUGUAAAUUUUGCAUUUCGUGGUGUCUGCAACCGCUGUGGAAGUGCUCGCCCUGUUGGGGCAUCUGGUGGUGGUGCAUGGGGUGGUGGCCGGGGCAGAGGUCGUGGCAGUGACUCUGGGGGCCAUGCCCGUGGUACAGUUGGUGCUCCUACUGGAGGACUUUUUGGUCCUAAUGAUUGGCCUUGUCCAAUGUGUGGCAAUAUCAAUUGGGCAAAGCGUACAAAGUGCAACAUAUGCAACACAAAUAAACCUGGUCAUAAUGAAGGUGGCGUAAGAGGAGGACGUGGCGGAGGUUACAAAGAGCUUGAUGAAGAAGAACUAGAGGAAACAAAACGUCGGCGGCGAGAGGCUGAAGAGGAUGAUGGAGAGAUGUAUGAUGAGUUUGGCAACCUCAAGAAAAAAUUUCGUGCCAAAAUGCAGCAAGCUGAAGCUGGAAGGACACUUCCAGGUGCUGGACGUGCUGGAUGGCAAGUGGAGGAACUAGGUGUAAUUGAAAGAGAUGGGAGAGAGAGAAGUAGAGACAGAGGAAGGGAACGGGAUGAUAGGGAGAGCAUCAAGAACAAAGAACGAGUUGAUAGGGAUAGGCAUCGGAGUCGAAGCAGAGAAAGGGACAGGGGAAGAGAUCGAGAUCGAGAUCGAGACCGAGACCGUGAUUAUGAUUAUGACAGGGAUAGAGAUUAUGGAAGGGAUAGGGAAAGGGAAAGGGACAGGGACUGGGAUCGGGACAGGAACAGGUACCGUUAUUGAAAGCCAUAGAAAAACUUCUGAACAUUAUUUUGGUAGUCUCUUUGUCUUAAGGUAGGAGUGGUUGCCAUGGCUUUACCCAAAACAAAAGAAAAGGAAAAAAGGAGUGAUUGCCAUGGCUUCAAUGUUGGGAUGACAUUUGAUUUCAAACUUUCUUAAACUUGAAGCAGCUCCACUUGUCUAGUAUUUGAUCUGCCCCUUCCUUGGGUGCUUGAGAUACAUUUUUGUCUAGUAUUUGUCUCUCUACCAUCCUCUAGACAUUUGUUCCCCCCAUACUACUUUGGUGACUAGUUUAAUUAAAAUUUUCAACUCUCUCAGUUUGGUAAUGGAUGGUUGUUUAAAACAAUAUUUUUCUUCAAUAAAAAAUGUGUCUUAACUCUUAA
Molecule: messenger RNA, 1775 nt
Organism: Ziziphus jujuba (common jujube)
Lineage: Eukaryota; Viridiplantae; Streptophyta; Magnoliopsida; Rosales; Rhamnaceae
Product: transcription initiation factor TFIID subunit 15
Exons: 8
Coding region: 187-1395 (402 amino acids)
Molecular function (GO): RNA binding
Source: RefSeq, a predicted model, not a curated record